Molecule: messenger RNA, 2081 nt
Organism: Onychostoma macrolepis
Lineage: Eukaryota; Metazoa; Chordata; Actinopteri; Cypriniformes; Cyprinidae
Gene: zfand5a
Product: zinc finger, AN1-type domain 5a
Exons: 6
Coding region: 166-807 (213 amino acids)
Molecular function (GO): zinc ion binding; DNA binding
Source: RefSeq, a predicted model, not a curated record
UACUAAAGAAGGAAACAAACAGUGAAAGAAGAGAGAGCUCAGGAGAGGACGAGAGAGGAAUUUACUUAUUUACAUCACCGACAAAGCCUCGGGAGGAAGACAAACUCCUUUUCGAAGAGUUCCUGUUCAUUAACCGACCGAUUAGGUUUUAAAAGCAUUCAAGCAAUGGCCCAAGAGACAAACCAGAGUCCUGUGCCUAUACUGUGUACCACAGGCUGUGGUUUCUAUGGCAACCCCAGGACCAAUGGCAUGUGCUCGGUGUGCUAUAAGGAGCACCUGAACAGACAGCAAAGCAGUGAUCGUAGUCCCAUGAGCCCCCUGGCUGGCAGCCCCUCAGCAGAGGCCUCCGCCAUACAGAGACUAGAAGCCAGCAUAAACAAAGCAGAGCUUUCACCUGCACCCAGCACAGAUACCAUGAGAGAAAGUUUUCCUUCCACCUCCUUACCAGUCACACAACAGAUGACAGAAAUGAGCAUUUCUAGAGAGGAAAAGGCCCUGUCUCCUAAAGCGGAGUCUGCCGAACCAGUCAUAACACAGCCCACCUCCUCCUACUCCCCCAUCCCUGUGGCUCAGGGCAGCGAUGAGGGCAAGAGCCCAGAUUCCUCCAAACCUAAGAAAAAUAGAUGUUUUACCUGCCGUAAAAGGGUUGGCCUAACAGGUUUUGACUGUCGAUGUGGUAAUCUGUUCUGUGGAAUUCACCGGUACUCAGACAAGCACAACUGCACGUACGACUACAAGGCGGAAGCUGCUGCUAAGAUCCGUAAGGAGAAUCCCGUAGUGGUGGCCGAUAAGAUCCAGAGAAUAUAAGCUUUACCCUCUUUCUCCGAGAACACUGGUGGAUAAAAUGGAUGACUUGAAAAACGGACUUGUGUUUUUCUAUCACCUUAAGAAGAAAACGAGAGAACUGUACCGUCUGAGGCUCAUGCAUGAACGAUCUUGACCGAUUUUGGUUUUCUAAUAGGUAUUAAUUUCUUUCCGUUUUGUUUCCUCUCCUCUCUGUGGUGUUUUAUGCUAGGUAUUCUUGCAUAUUCUUUCGUUUCCUAAAGCAUAGGACACCUUUCAGGAAAUUUGAGCUUUUUAUUAUUGUUUCUUGAUUUGCCUGUUCCCGCCCUCAAGCAAUGGGAGUGGCAGAUACUCUGUGCCAAAACGUGGCCGUGUAGUUUCUGAGUAAGUAGUGUUCAGCCUUUGACUUAUGACUCUGGAUAUUUAAGAGGUGUGUCAAAGCUCUACCUGAUGAUGUGUGCAGCAUGUAUUGAUCUGUUAAACUGCAGUUUGUCAUUACAGUCUGUUCUAGCAAAUCAGUUGGAAUGUGAGACCGCCCAGUCGUUAAUACCAUUUAUUUAGCAUUAUUUUAGAAUGUGAACUUGCUACUGUGACAUCAUGUUUUUGAAUGAAAGGUUGAGAUUCUUCAGAAGUCUUUAUUUUUAAUUUUAAUUUUAUAUAUUUUUUUUCCCCUUUCGUCUGCUCUAGACAACUCUUUUCCCACAUUCUAGAACCAAUAACCUUCAUUCUGCAUUUUAGAGUGUCAGACGUCUGGGAGUUUUAUUUUUGUUAAUUACGUGUGACUUUUUGAUUAGACUGUAAGGUGGUACAGUCCGUUUCCGUGUGAGCGUAUUUGUGCGCACGGGGGAAAUUUGCGCACAAGACCUUCUUCCUGUUGUCGAAGCGAGAUGAGCUAACUAUUUAGACGGCGCGUUCAUAACACCGCAAUAGUAUACGCAUAAAGUCAGACCUGAGUCUGUGAAACAUUGUUGUUCUUGUUUGUUUUAAAAUGUCAAUGUCCUAAAAUGCACCUACAAUGCACCUGUCAUUUUUGUGUGUAUGCAUAUGUUAAUGUAAGCGAGUCCGAGUGCAUGUAUUGUGUAUAUAAACGUCUUUUCUUCUGUAGGGAGAGAGGUUUCCUUAAAAAAAGAUGUAUCUGUUGAGAGUAUGUUUCUGUUUUAAAUUUCAGCCUUUAGUUAUAUGCAAAUUUGUAUGGAAAAAACACCUUACUGUUCAUAUUUAUGUAUUGCAUUUAAUCCUUUUACCUGGCAUUAAAGAAAAAAAGUAUUGUAAAUAAAAAUAUACAGAGAGAAAAUAUA